Messenger RNA from Dromiciops gliroides (monito del monte), 1438 nucleotides. RefSeq names its product cyclin dependent kinase 4 (gene CDK4). NCBI's taxonomy places the organism in Eukaryota, Metazoa, Chordata, Mammalia, Microbiotheria, Microbiotheriidae. The coding region runs from base 194 to 1108 and encodes 304 amino acids. Gene Ontology annotation, biological process: signal transduction; protein phosphorylation; regulation of gene expression. Gene Ontology annotation, cellular component: nucleus; cytoplasm; cyclin-dependent protein kinase holoenzyme complex. Gene Ontology annotation, molecular function: cyclin-dependent protein serine/threonine kinase activity; cyclin binding; ATP binding. The record is from RefSeq and is a predicted model, not a curated record. The transcript is spliced from 8 exons.
GCGUCGGUCACGUGGUGAGGGUGUGGGAGAGGGAUCCGCUCUAGCCCCCGGGAGUCUAUGGUGAGGCCUGCCGCGUCCGGCCCCUCGGGACCGAGUUACCCUGCAUGGCUCCGCCGGGGCCGGCUCCGGUGCCUAGAUAACGGUCCGUCCCCGCCCCACGCGGCGCAGCCCCCAGCGCCGGAGGAGGCCCAGGAUGGACAUUCCUCGGUAUGAACCCGUGGCCGAGAUUGGCGUUGGUGCCUAUGGGACGGUAUACAAGGCCCGCGACCCCCACAGCGGCCACUUCGUGGCCCUCAAGAGUGUGAAAGUCCCAACAGGAGGAGGAAGUGGGGGCGGCCUGCCUGUCAGCACUGUCCGGGAGGUGGCCCUCCUGAGGAGGCUGGAGGCCUUUGAGCAUCCCAAUGUUGUCCGGCUGAUGGAUGUCUGUGCCACUGCCCGAACUGACCGAGAGACCAAGGUGACCCUGGUGUUUGAACACGUGGACCAAGAUCUGAGGACGUAUCUGGACAAGGCCCCUCCGCCAGGGCUGCCCUUGGAGACCAUUAAGGACCUAAUGAGACAGUUCUUAAGAGGCCUGGACUUUCUUCAUGCCAACUGUAUUGUCCACCGUGACCUGAAGCCAGAAAACAUACUUGUGACCAGUAGUGGAACAGUCAAGUUGGCUGACUUUGGCUUAGCCCGGAUCUACAGCUGCCAGAUGGCACUAACACCUGUGGUAGUCACGCUCUGGUAUCGGGCCCCUGAGGUUCUCCUGCAGUCAGCAUAUGCAACACCUGUGGACAUGUGGAGUGUUGGCUGCAUCUUCGCAGAGAUGUUCCGUAGGAAGCCUCUCUUCUGUGGAAACUCUGAAGCUGACCAGUUAAGCAAAAUCUUUGACCUGAUUGGGCUCCCAGCAGAAGAUGAUUGGCCUCCUGAUGUUUCUCUGCCCCGAGGAGCCUUUACUCCAUGCAGUCCCCAGCCUUUACAGUCUGUUGUGCCUGAGCUGGAGGGACCUGGAGCACAAUUGCUACUGGAAAUGCUGACCUUUAGCCCCCACAAACGAAUCUCUGCCUUCCGAGCUCUGCAACACACUUACCUACAGACAGCUGGGGAAGGGAAUACAGAAUGACCACUGGAGAGGCUGUAUCCAGGACCAAUACAGAAAAAGAAGAAGAGCUAUCAUUUCCCCUCCCCACGGACACUAGGAUCACUCCUACUGCCACCAUGCUGUACAGCAUCACAAGGCAGGAGGGAGAAUAUGAUCCUCCACACACAUACCUUUCCCAAAUCCUUAACCAUUUUAAACAAAAUAUUCUACUGCCUUAAUGACAUUCCCUUUACCACCAGUGGCCUUUGUGAGACAUCUCUCUGCCCUACCCUAACCCCCUAGGUUUUGAUGGGGGUGAAGGGGGAUUAUACAGGGGGAAAAAAAAACAACACGAAGCUGGUCUGGUUUUUA